Boleophthalmus pectinirostris (great blue-spotted mudskipper) is the source of this 2310-nucleotide messenger RNA. Its product is annotated as 3 beta-hydroxysteroid dehydrogenase type 7-like. Gene Ontology annotation, biological process: steroid biosynthetic process. The transcript is spliced from 6 exons. The record is from RefSeq and is a predicted model, not a curated record. The coding region runs from base 41 to 1135 and encodes 364 amino acids. Lineage: Eukaryota; Metazoa; Chordata; Actinopteri; Gobiiformes; Gobiidae. Gene Ontology annotation, molecular function: 3-beta-hydroxy-Delta5-steroid dehydrogenase (NAD+) activity.
GUCCCCUCUGCUGCUAUCUUCAGCUCCACUACCUGUUAACAUGUCAGGAGAGCCGCGGGGGCUUGUGUACCUCAUCACCGGGGGCUGUGGCUUCCUGGGCAAACACUUGGUGCGGGUUUUACUGGAGCAAGAGCAGGAGAGUGUGUCGGAGAUUCGGGUCUUUGAUGAACACACGGACCCCAGCAUGGAGGAGGAGAGCACAGGGCGCACGAAGGUGGUGUUGAUCCAGGGGGACAUCACAGACUAUACCCAGGUCCUGGAGGCUUCUCGCGGGGUUGACGUGUUCAUCCACUCAGCCAGUGUGGUGGACGUGUGGUACAAGGUCCCAGAUUCUGUCAUAUACAACGUCAACGUGAAAGGGACUGAGUAUGUGAUCCAGGCUUGUGUGGAAAAUGGCAUCUGCAGCCUCAUCUACACCAGCAGCAUGGCCGUGGUCCAAACCACUCAAGAUUUCAUCAGGGGCACUGAAGACCUGCCCUACCCCAUCAAACACACCAUGACUUAUGCCAAGACCAAGUGUGAGGCUGAGAAGCUGCUGCUGAAAGCCAAUGGGACCAAGGUGAAGGGUGGGAAGACGAUGUUCACCUGCUCCCUCAGACCCACAGGCAUCUAUGGAGAGGGCUGUAAUCUGCUUAAGGAAUUCUGGAAGCGCUGUGUCCAGGAUGGUGGGGUCAUCAGGAGCUUUGUCCCGGACGGCACGGAGCACGGGCGAGUCUAUGCAGGUAACGUAGCCUGGAUGCACGUGCUCGCUGCCCGCGCUCUUCGAGACAAACCCCAAAAUGUGGGAGGAGAGACCUUCUGUUGCUAUGACGACUCUCCAUACGAAAGCCAUCGAAACUUCUUCGAGCAUUUUUUCACUUCCUGCAACUUCAGAAAAAUACACAUUCCCCUCUUCAUCGCGUGGUUCAUGGCGAUAACGAACCAAAUCCUGCGCUGGAUUUUGAGUCCGUUUUAUAACUACACACCGAGGCUGAAUAUGUAUAUUUUUACAGAGUUGUGUACUUCCUUUACAGUGAAGACGGAUAAAGCGUACAGGCAUUUCCAGUACAAGCCUCUGUACAGCUGGGACGAGUGCAGGAAAAGGACUCAGGAAUAUGUCGAUUCAUUUGUGCAAAAACAGUAUAAAAGAGAUUAGCACAACUGAGGACAAUAGUGGAUGAAAUGAAUGGAAUGAAAACAGAAACGCCCUGGAAAUGUGAUGUCUGUGUUAAAGAGUUAGUACUUUGUCUGUUAGAAGCAGGUUAGACUGCAAAGAUCCAAAUAUCAGCAUCAGUGAAAUGACUUCAUGUUAAUAAUAAUAAUGCUUUAGUGUCAAAGAGUUUUUCCACACACUCCGUUUUCCAUUUUACACUUGUAUUAUUCAUUCAUCCCACACUCGCUGUGCUACAUACUGUUAUAGCCACAGCUGCCCUGAGGCAGACUGCUGGAAGUGAGGCUACCAAUCUGCGCUCUCCGAUCACCAUUAACUCUCACGCACACACCAUGUUCAGAGUAGACGAUAUAGGUGAAGUGUCUUGCCUAAGGACACCACAACAGUGUUUGCCACAGGUGCUCCACUGUGGCCCGUGGUUUUCCCAGUGUGUCCUGUCCAAGUCCUGACCAGGCCCGGUUCUGCUGAGCUCCUGAGAUCUGAGGAGAUCAGGCUUAGUCUUAGUCAGAGAUUGAAAAGACACAUUUGUUAAAUCGACGUUUUUGAGCUUUUCAUCACAGUGUAGCAUUGUUCCCUCGUCAAAAACAAACCUGAAGGUUUUUCAUUUCACUUACAAAGAUUAAGGUUAGAUCCCCUUAUUGCACUGUAUUAUUUUGUCUCGUUAUCUAAGGGUCCAAAGCAAGAAAAAAAUGAUCUGAUGAAGGCUUUUUGCCAAAAUGUAAUUUAAAAUUAAAUUUAAAAAGCUUUUGGACAUCGGUGGUCUGAGUGUGCUAUGCAUUUUUUUUUUUUUCAUUUUUAAAUUGCUGUUUGUUGCAUUUGCACCUCCACAACUUAAGUGUGUGUUUUCUGUUUCAUUUGAAUGUAUUUUUGUGCCACAGCAACUUAUGUUCACUGUAAAAGAGUGUAUGCACCGUAAACGAGUAUGCCUUUAGAAUAUUUAGAGGCUCAUGGCGCCAUCUAGUGGUGAGGUUUUGUAAUGAAAAGCAGAGCUUCAGUGUUUUACAUAUUGCACAAAAUACCUACAAAAUCAUGCAUUCUUACAGUGAGCGGACUCACUUCUCACCAGAUCUGACUUGUAACUUAGCCUGGUGGUGCACCUGCUUGUUUCCAUGGAGAUAGAUUUGGUUAAUGCCAUACUGUAGAACAGAGUAAAAGCAUUU